AAGAUUUUCUUUAAUUAUCUUCGAAAUAACACAACACACACCAUUCUGGUUAAGGAAGCCGUUCCAUGACCAUGUUUAGCACCCGAGACAAUUGUUGUUUUCCUCGCACGAGUACAGCGGCGUCCGCACGGUCCGAAAUAUGUAAAACGCCAAAAAAAUGAAUUGAAGUGAAUGGGACCGUAAAGUCCAGAAUAGCUGCGCACAUCAAUGGCUGAAAAGACACGAGUCUGGUGGAAGCAGAGACUCUAGCAAACUUUUCCCUUUCAGCCAGCAACAAGGGAAGGUAAAAAGACUGACAGUUAUAUUGCACAGUGGAGAUGUAUUAUAUAAAAAAAGAAUAUAAUAAAAUAGACAGUCGUUAGGCCUAUUGCCAUCAGGCUAUAGGCUGGCCUGCACAGCAGAAAGGUGCACACAGCAUAGGAUAGGCCUAUUAUAAAAAGUACAAUAUUAUAAAAAUGUAUUAGCCUACUACGUAAUAGAACACUGCAAAUCUGAUAUACUGUGCUAUUGAGUUUAAUGUUUACUAAUCAAAACCAUAUUGUAACAAUAUAAACUAUAUUUACUUGACCUUACCUUAUUGUUAUGCCAUGUCUUUCUGCUAUUCUACAUAAUGGAUCAAUUAAUUUUAAGUGGAUAUACUGAAAUCCCUGAAAUUUUGAAGUUGGUACUCCGUAUACCCGCGUUCUACGUAGACUACACCACUGGUCCUCUCUCAUUUGUUAGGGUGAGAGAACCCAACCAUCAGACACUUGAUCCUUCUUCCCCGCAACAGGUUAAUGUGAAUACCGUGAAAUAGUGUCGCACAAUUCAGAGCCUUUAUUUUCUUUCAGUUGUUUCUUUUCUUACAAUAAUUGCCUCAUGGGCACAAUCGAUGGAUUGGACUAAGUCAACACCUCUGUAACAUCAGUUGAUUCCAAAACGUGUCACCCUUCAACACCCUGUGUGACCCUCUGAUAAAGACUGAAGUUACACCCAUUAAACACGUCAGGAAUAAUCUCAGACGAGCGAACAACUACAGGCAGCAUGUCCAGUGCUCUGUCUAUAAAGAGCGAUGUCUCAAAAGACCACCCACCCAACAUGGCAGAGGGGAGAAGCUGCAGGUCUGUGGACUCUGGCUAUCCCCCAUCUGAGGCCUCCUGGAGUGUGUCAUCUGGAUCAGUGCUAUGUGAUGUCUGCUCUGGGUCAGCAGUGAAGCGCUGCCUGACCUGCGAUGACAAGUACUGUGAGGUCCAUGUGAAGAACCACUACACAUCUCCAGACCUGGACAGCCACGAGCUACAGGAUCUCCAUCACCAAAGCCUCUGCCCACAGCAUCACAAAGAGCUGGAGUUCUACUGCAGAACCGACCAAUCAGCAAUCUGCUCACGCUGCUUCCUUUAUGAUCACAAUGGACAUGAUGUCAUCGAACAGACAUCUGCAAAUACAUCUCCAAGGUCCUCUACAAAAGAAGGUGUUCCUCCUCCUGGGCCGAUCCAGUUUGAGUCAGUGCAGCCAGACUCAGUGUCAUUACACUGGUCACCUCCAGAGGGCGCCCCUGGUAACUGCACCUACAAGGUCACCUGGACAGGCGUUCAAAAGCACCGCAGCCUUACGGUGACAGCUACAAGUUUAGAGAUGACAGAACUGACUCCAGGAGAGAAGUACCACUUCACUGUGGCCACCCUCAGCCAAGAUGGCCGCCAGAGCACACCUGUGGAGGGGGCUGUUCACACAGAGGUCCCCCCUCCACACAAUCUCCAGGUGAAUGUGGACCAGAAUUCACUCAAAGCCAGUGUGACUUGGACCAAGCCAGCUGGAGUGGACCAGGUGACUUACCUGUUAGAGAUCAUCAAAGCUGGAUAUCAGGGAGACAAACGCACCAUCCACCGAGACUCCUGCCAGUACACCAUGACUGGCCUGCUAUCAGCUGCACAUUACACCAUCAACGUCACCACUGUAGUCAACAAUGGCCGUCAAAGUCAACCAGCCUCCACAACCUUCUGUACAGGUUUUGAAUUUGCUUCAUUAAUGAAGAACCAUGCUAAGUUUGCAGGUCCACCCCUGAGGAUCGUCCUGAUUGGGAGAAUUGGAACGGGGAAGAGUGCCACAGGAAAUACCAUCCUGGGCAGAAAAGCAUUUCAGUCCACACCCUCAUUCCAGACUGUCACUCACACAUGUCAACAAGCAUCAAUCAGUAGCCCACGUGAAGUUCUGGUGGUUGAUACUCCUGGUGUAUUAGACCCAGAAAUAGAUGAUAAGAGAAUAAAAGAGGAGAUCCUUCAGUGCAUUAAGUUGUCCGCCCCAGGCCCCCAUGCCUUCCUGCUGGUCAUUUCUGUGCGCUGCCGCUUCACCAGAGAGGAACGGGAUAGAGUCAGGGCCCUCCAGGAGAUCUUUGGGGAGAAGGUGAAAGACCACAUCAUCAUCCUCUUCACAAAUGGGGAUCAGCUUGAUGCUGAUGGCGUAACGAUAAGGCAGUUUGUGGAGGGACAGCGCGCUGAGUUAAAAGAGGUGAUCAGCAGCUGUGGAGGGAGAUAUCAUGUGUUUAACAACAGGAGCAGAGACAGGAGUCAGGUAGAUGAGCUGCUGAGGAAAAUAGAUGAGAUGCUUGCAGCUAAUGGUGGACAGCACUUCACUCAUGACAACAGCCCUCUCCUGAGGCCAAUCUGCACACGUAAAGAGAAGGGCAAGUGGUUUAACUUGUUCUCAUGAAUACACAUCAGGCCUAGGGCUGGGCAACGUUAACGUGUUAACUAUUGAGGUGAGUAUCGCCCGACAAUUUUGUUAACGCUUAACGCAUUGGGUUUUUUUUUGGUUAUUUUUUUUAGCCUUUUAAGACCGUUGCGUUGUUGGUUUACUUUUAUUUUGCAACUGUCUGCGCUCUUAAAGCCCUGCCCCUCGCACGCAGCAGUUGGAGACCACCAGUGACAGCUGACAGAGAAAAAGACAUCAGGGUCUAGAAAGUAGGCAAAACUUCUGAAUGGACAUUUUCGUUACAAAGUUCUACAGCCCUCAUUGCGUAGCUCUCGAAAAGCAUGUGCGCCUUGGCAACUCGCAAGGUUAUGAAAAAAAGUAGCCUAUCAGCUGUCAAUAACGACACGCGGACUGACAGUGUGCAUAGCUGAAAACUAAAGCCUUGAUCAAAAAGCCGACCGCGAGAUAUUUAUUCCUCAGGCAACGUUUUGAUUUCUACCUAUAUCUGGCGUUGCGCAUGCACGGUAGGCUAGCAGAAGAGGCACAGUUGAAAAAUCAGUGGUAAAAGAAGGCAUCUUUAGCCGAAGUCUAAUUGCGUUUAACUGAAGCGCCUCACAAAGUUACAUUCAGCAUUCAUAUCGGCAGCAACAUAGUAUGAUUUCGCCGUGCCAAAAACUACACCCGACAUCAGCAACCUCACCUUUAUGUUAGGCCUAUUGUUUUGUGAUGUCAACGUUAUUGAUUUGAAAGUUGUAGCCUAAUUACCGCCAGCAGUCAGUCAUUUAGUUUCUAGUCGCUGCAACAUUUACAUUACAUUACAUUACAUUGCAUUUGGCAGACGCUUUAUGUCCUCUUUUGAAAGUCGCUUUGGUUAUAAUCAAGCCAACAUCACAAGCAAAUACAAAGUGCACAGGAGAUAUACAGAACAAGAAGUGCAGUUGCAAAGAGGGGUUAGUUUUUUUUUUUUUUUAAUAUACAGAGUAAAUAACGAGUACACACACACAACACACACACACACAAACUAAACUAAACUAAACUAAACAUCAUGUCAGGAGUCUGCCCUGGGGCAAGGCCAGUUGAAGCAUUAGUCUAGUAGAUUCUUUUGAAAGAGGAAUGUCUUUAGUUGUUUCUUGAAGGCUGCAAGAGAUGUGCUUAGUCUUGCUGCCUCUGGGAGACUGUUCCACCACUUGGGUACCACAACAGAGAACAAUCUUGACUGGGAGUACCUAGAGCGACUGGAUGGCAGAGCCAGACGGCUUGUGCUGGAUGAGCGCAGUUCUCUUCCAUAUAAGGCGUUAGUAGGUCCUUCAGAUAAGCUGGGGCCGUUCCUGUGAUGGUUUUGUAGGCAAGGGUCAAGGGUCAUCAAAGGGUCAUCAACAUAAUGGCGACAGAUAAGGACUGAGAGUGGAGGGUAAAGUUCUAGGCUACUCCACGCUCUUGACAGUGAGGGAAGGAGGGGCAUAGGGCCUAUCAGACACACGUCUGCUUGCCUAAUUAAUUUCAAGUGACAAGGUUUGUUUCUUGUAGGCCCAUGUAGACUAUCCUAAUUUGAGUUUCUGAUAUUUCAGCUUCAGUUCAAUCUAAAUAGCCUAUAAUUUAAUAAUUGUAUGCAAUAAUGGUGAUACUCUAAUCUUCAAUAGCCUAAGUGUAUGCAAAAAAACCCUAUCCUCUACAAUAGCCUAAUUUGUUUCAUUAGUUACAUGCUUUAUAACUUAGUGUGAUACAGUAUGUAGGCCUAGAUUGGCAAAUAGGCCCAUUUCUAUUUUGAAAGAUAGAUAUAGGCCUAUUAGGCUACACAGGUUACAGUAGCAAAUUAUGAUUAUGAUUGGUCUACUUCAUCUUAGAAAAUGUCAAUGUAUAUAUUCUAUUCUUUUCUCUACUUCUUUUCUCUUUCCUUUUCUAUUCUUUAGUCUAUUUUUUUAUUUAAAAAAAAGAUUCCAUCUCUUUCUGUGGUCGUCUGUGAUAUAUGAUAAUUACGGUGUCAUCAGUGAUUUGGUAAUCUGACAUUUUCAAAUAUAUUGGCGCUUUUGAAUUCAUAUUUGGGUUCCGCGCGCUAUGCCAUUAAUCACGAUUAAUCACAGAAAGUCAUUGAGUUAAUAAGAUUUUCAAGUAUGCCCACCCCUAAUCAGGCCUCUUUACUGUAUGAAUAGAAACACUGGGCCACUUUCCCUGGUAAAUAUGCGUCUGGCCUUUCUCCAACACACUAUAAUAAACAUGUGGACAUGUGAGGCAUUUCUCCAACUGAAUAUACUUGGUUAAAAGGUAGAGGGCUGGAGGGCUGCUGCGUUCAAGUGGUAAAACUAGUUGUGGUUUGAAGGUGCUCUUUGGCCAAGACGUAGAAAAUAUCAAAAAAAGGCAGGACGCCAAGGCACUCUUCUUAGAUAAAACCGCUUCAUUAUAAAGGCUAGUUCAUGUUUGAACUUAAAUAAUUAAAAAUACUGCCACUGCCAACAUGUUUCGGCCCGCUACAGGGCCUUCAUCAGGGCACAAGGUGAAUCAAGCAGUGUAGCACAUAAGAGUCUCAAACACACUAAUCAAUCAGCUGAUUGACUCAAGGUGACGUAGGCGGAGUCUGCUCCUGCAGAGCUACAAGGUACAAACAACCACAACAAUAGAAAGCUGCCAGUGGCAGUCUUAAAAAUGUUAAAUGCAUAAAGAGUAUCACAUUACUGGAAAGAAAAACAAAAAGACAUUACAAAGCUCGAUGGUUCAAAGAAAAGAUAUCAUAUCUAUAUUGUCAUUUAGACCAGGGAAACGCAUGGCAUUAAGCCUAUGUAUCCAGCGACCCUUUUUCUAAUUCAACGUCUUCUGUCUGUCUCCUCUCCUAGAAUAUACUUGGUUUUCCAACCACUCCUAUGACAAGCCAUGGUUGUUUAAUUAUGAUGUAUGAAACAUUUGAAAUCCUAAUUAAUUUUCAUUUCAAUAAAAUUACAGUAUAUGCAGCUUAAUGUCUCAAAGCCCUUAUUUCACAAACACAAUUCAAUAUCACACAUACACACUGUCAAUUUGUUUCUGGUUUUGAUUGGUUUGGUUUCAACUGGUGCAAUGUACCCCAACUUGAAUAAAGGAAUGUGACAUCUGGUGGAGGUUUGAGGUACUGGAAUUCACUCAAGGAGUUGACAUGACAACAGUUUCCUUUCUUGCUUUUCCUCUUUUUUUUCUUUUUAUUAAAGUUCAAGGCACAAGUCCAUAAGUUUUCAAUGAUGGGUGGUUCAAACAAUCAAAGAAAGUUUUAGCAGUCGUAGUCUUAUUCCCCUAGGGUAAAAAACCGACUGCCGCUCCAGUUUUCAGAUGUCACAUUUGCACAGUACUAAUUCAUUCUUAAGAGUAGCACAGCAUUUUAAACUAGCUAAAAUUGGAUCUUCUCCAAUUCGCCAUUUAAGCUGCAUUUUUUGCUAUACUUUGGUCAUACUAGUAAAUAUUAGUCAAUGACUUUGUAAAUAUCCAUGAAAAGAUGAAAUUUGGCAAUAGGCAGCGCAGUUUCAAUGAGCAGCAUAGCUCCAAUACCUACUCUGGCCACAACCAUACACAGUUCACCUUUAAGUAUCAUAGA
Messenger RNA from Engraulis encrasicolus (European anchovy), 6223 nucleotides. RefSeq lists its product as uncharacterized. The transcript has 8 exons. Bases 1024 to 2688 code for a protein of 554 amino acids. NCBI's taxonomy places the organism in Eukaryota, Metazoa, Chordata, Actinopteri, Clupeiformes, Engraulidae. Gene Ontology annotation, molecular function: zinc ion binding; GTP binding; protein binding. The record is from RefSeq and is a predicted model, not a curated record.